AUGCUGAAGAAGAUCUCUUCCCUCGCGGCUGGCGGCUACGGCUACCACAGCUCCAGCAGGCCCUUGCAAGUUCGUCGCAGAAGCCUUGACGAUGACCAACUUCGAAGACACAGCCAGACCAACCCCAAUGAUGACUCAGGGACAGAUGGCUCACAACCAGAAGCAGAAGGCCUCAAAAACGCCAUGGACAUGCUGAUCGCUGAGAACAAACACUUGAAAACACUCAUUCAGGAGCGCGAUGCGCGCGCCAGUUCUUUUGAAAGGGAAGACCUGGAAGCAUUGAGGAAGGAAUGUGCGGAAGCAAAUGAUGAGGUAGCCAGACUUCGGCAACAACUGGAUGCCAGAGGGGAAAUCAUUGAAUCGAUGAAACGAGAAAGGUUACUGCAAAGCAACGAGGGAGUGCAGGAACUUCACGAAAAAAUUAAGUUGCUGGAGGCACAGCUUGAGUUCGAGUGCAAAAACCAUGUCGAGGAACUGGAGGAAAAGGAGGCUAGGAUAGCCGAACUGGAAAUGCAGGUUUUGGAUGCUCAGCACCAAUCUUCUGGAGAGGCACUUUCUCGGCAGGAGCACUUAAAUGAAGAGGAAAAGCAGCAGAGGGAGGAACUGAAGAGCCAACUGGCGAUGAGGGUGGAAGAGGUGUCGAGGAAAGAUGCAGAGAUAAAUAGGCUUCAAGCUGAACUUGAAGCCACCAGGGGUGCUAUAGCCAAAGAGAGGACAGAACAACAGACUUCUUCCGAAGAUGACGAGCGCGCUAAGGACUUGAGCAGGCGCAUAACGAUUCUUGAAGCGAAGCUGUGCGCAGAAGAGAGCAAACGAAUUGCAGCUGAGGAAGCCCUUGCUCUCCAAAGAGAUACUGCAGGUGAGACUGAUGAGGGUAAAACUUCGUUGGAACAGCUGCGAAGAGAAAUUAAAGAAAAGGACGCUGCACUUCAGGGGAUGAGUCAGCAACUACUGGAGGUUUCUGCGGAGAAGGACGAACUUGAACAGCUGCAGAAGCUCCGGGAGGCGCCGUCUGCUCCUGAGACGCCAAGGGCACUGACCACCAGACGCAGUUUCUUUGGGCGCAGCAAGUCGACGGCUUUGGAAAGGGAUGCUCUCGCUGCUCAAGUGCAACAUCUCGAAGAGCAGCUGCAGAAACUGACAGACAAACGGGUGGAACUUGAGAGGACAAGAGUCAAGCUUGAAGGGCAGUUAGCUGAGUCUGUCCAAGAUGUUCGCCAGGCUCGAAAAGAAAAAGCAGAUCUCGAAAUGAGGCUGAGGGAAAGAGAAGCUGCUCUUGAAGCUCUUCGUGCAGCUCAUGUAAGUGGAGUUUGCGAUCAGAUCUACUUGUGCCUCGUAGUUUUUUCUUUGGUUGUGCAAACGAUCUUAGAUACUCUGGCUGUGCCGCAGGCGGAUAUAAAAAAACCUCUCGACGUCCCUCAGAAUAUUACCCUGCCCUUACCACAAGGCCGCCAGGAUGCAGGGUUGGAAGCGACGGCGCAGCUAGUGCUCAAGGAUGGAGUCAUCAAGACACUCAGCAGCCGAAUUGCUUUUUUGCAGUUUUCGUUGGAGGAGGUCACAGCAGAGAAGGAGAAGCUCUUGUCGCAACCGGCAACCGUUGCGCUGCAACAACAACUACAGGAAGCGAAGAAGGAGCUCGUCGAGACCUCAGCGAAGUAUCGCGGCGUGGUUACCCAGCGAGCAGAACUGAGAGAAAAGGUUGAGGCAUUGACGAAGGAAGCUGAAAAGGCCCGCCGAGAAAUAACAUCUCUCAAGGCUGCGCUUGAUGAAUCACAAGCACGGCUGACUACGACAGCUGACAAGUUUAAAGAACAGACCGACAGGUGGACAACUGAACCUUUCACAGCUCCUCUUUCAGCUGCGGUAGAGCUGAAACCAUUCCAGCUGAAUGGUUGUUGGGUACCGUACCGCAGUCUGGUCUCAUCUUCGCUUUCAAAGAUAGAGGAUUUGCAAGAUGAAGUGUCCAGGGAACGCAACAGCAAAAUAUUGGUGGGAAAGGUUUACCGGCAGGAGAUGCUGGAGCUGAGAAAGGCGGCGGUGCAUGUGGGGGGCGUUCCAGGUGAUCCCCUGCGGCCUCUGUCUUCUGCUAAAGAGGAGCAACACGAGAGGAUGCAGGUGUCAGGGCAGCCCACGCAAGAUCCGAUACCGCAUGCAAAGGCGCCUCCUUCCCAUACAGGGGAAUCGCAAGAGCAGCGGGUACUGUCUGCCCCGUUAAGAGAUACGGAUAGACAGGCUCCGGCGGUUUGCUGCCCGUUCAGCGGCGGCAUCCCAGUUGCCGUCACUGCGCCAAGGCAACAAGCAGACUUUGCAGUCAUUCCUCUGUGCUACCCAGCGAAAGUGGCCGGAACGGCAAGUGGAGAAUCGAACAUGCACCGUGGGAGCUUAGCCAAAGAGAAAGGCCCGAAAGAACAGCACAUACAGGUAUCACGAGUUCGGCAUGCAUACGUAAACAAGCAGCAAGAUGACAGCAGCUGCACUGAGGGAGUGCAGAAACCUCAAGCAGCGUUGCCGAACCCUGCGUUCCAGGAGCCAUCUGCUGCUUCGCUUACCACGGCUAGCUUGAAGCCUAAAGCCACCAGUCCUGCGCUAAAGCCUGCUAGCAUCCCUCAGCCUCCUUCAACCGGGAUACACACGCAGCAAGAGACGCCUUUUCAUCAGCAGUUCCAGACUAAGAAGGAACUUCUGAAGGCCGCUGGAGAUCAGCAACAAGAUGAUGCAACUGCCGCCUUAGGGCAGUACCGGCCUCCCGAACGUGCCGGUUCUGUGAAUGGGCCCACUCGCAAUCUGCUGCCGAGGCAGGAGUGCUGUGAGGAGGCAGAUAUCCCAACUGAGCAGGAGCUGGGGCAUCUAGAGGACUACACUUCUGCUUCUGCAGAACGCAGCAGCAGCAGCAAGACCCCACCAACACGCACCCAAAUGCUCUCAGGCAGUGACUCCCUAGAUGCUGCAACAGACGGUGGGGAUGUAGAGGGGACCGCCGCUGCGCCGGCGCCCCUAGACGGCACCACCAUCCUUCGUGAUUUGCAGCAAAUUCAAAGCAAGAAGAAGGUGCUUUUCACUCCAGGCCUGAGCACUCGGGGAUCACCUGUUUUGGGAAAUCCCUUUGAGGCUGAAGAGGACAGCAUUGUAGAUUUGUCGUAA
Eimeria maxima is the source of this 3141-nucleotide messenger RNA. RefSeq lists its product as hypothetical. Bases 1 to 3141 code for a protein of 1046 amino acids. The record is from RefSeq and is a predicted model, not a curated record. Lineage: Eukaryota; Apicomplexa; Conoidasida; Eucoccidiorida; Eimeriidae. The transcript has 18 exons.